AGCCGAUUGGAGGGCGGCAGGGAAAAAGAGAACUUUUGGAAGUUUAUAGCUGCGAGUGCGCUCCUCGAGGAGAGCGAGGCAAGCGCCGCGAUCGCGCGACGGCAGACGGGAAAGGCACUACUGGACGAGUACAAUUCAGGACGACUCACAUGAUCUUAUUGUAUGGCCCCUCUAUCGUCCAUGAUGAAUUCAUUUCAAGGGCCACUCUCACUAGAAGGAAAACAACAGGAACGCAAAAGUGUGGACAAAGAGGAGGCUCAAAGCAACGAUAAAGCGACUGUCAAAGGAUGUAAAGGCAAGGCGCUGUGUCUUCCGUUCAGUGUGGAAUCUUUAAUAUCAGACAGAACAAGCAGGCGGACUUUAUACACGUCAUCUGAAUCUGGUAUUAAAUCUCCGACAUCCGGCGGAGAUGAGCGGCUGAGGCUCUCGCCCAUGGCUCUUUACGCAGAUCGAAAGAUCCCAGUGGAGAACGUCUCCAACAUAUCCGACUGCAAGAGCGGAGACAUGGAAGAACUGGAUGACAAGGCACAGUCCGGAUGGUUUCAGACUCCCUCGUACACUUCUCCACCAAGGCACUCAAGUCCACCUCCAUGUCCCCUCAGAAAGCACAAGAACAACCGAAAACCGCGGACCCCGUUCACCACCUCGCAGCUGCUCGCUUUGGAGAGAAAAUUUCGUCAAAAACAGUAUCUUUCUAUUGCAGAGAGAGCGGAAUUUUCCAAUUCACUCAACCUCACCGAGACUCAAGUUAAAAUCUGGUUUCAAAACAGACGAGCGAAGGCAAAAAGACUACAAGAGGCCGAGCUUGAGAAACUGAAACUUGCAACCAAGCCAUUAUUACCUGCGUUCGCCUUUCCGUUCCCAUUCGGGACACACGUUGGAUCUCCACCCCUCUACGGACCGUCCAGUUCCUUUCCUAGACCUGCGUUACCAGUCCCAGGACUUUUCGGAGGGCCAGUAACCUACGGAAUGUAUUAUUUGUCUUAAUCAGGAGUCACCGUCUGUAGCGGCUGCUGCGGUUCUGUCAGUCACAGGACGAGUGAAGUCAUAGAAAAUAAACUUUCUUUAAAGAACUCUACUCCAAUUUAAAAUAAAUUAUUCUUGUGAUCUACACAGUUUAUACAUAAUGUGAGAGUCCCCAAAUUGGCUUUAAAAGUGCAAUGAAUCUUCCCUGAAUAUUGAAGGCUUUAUAAGUAGUAGGCUAUACAUAACCCGCUAUGUGGCUAAUUGUCUUAAUGUCCAAGAAAAUUAAUUUCCAAGAGAUUAUUUCUACUGAGGGCACAGCCAAACUGGCAGGUGUCUAGAUCAGCAUCAUUUGCUGAUGCGCGUGAUGUGCGAGAAACACCUCAUGUGCCCUGACAUGGAUACUUCUGCGCCAGUUCCAACAAAGCUGUUGGAUUCAAGAAAUUACCGUAUAAUUAUUACUAAGGGUUUUCUAACUUGAAGAGCUUGUUGCGAAUGCCAGCAGAAUUUUUACAGUAAAAAAAAAAAAAAUUCAACUAUGUCUUAUGACAUUGCUACUUUCCAAUAGCCAAAUUCAGGCUUAAAUGGAUAGUAGGCGAAGUGUGAGCCUUUUUAAAAUGAAUAGGCUAAGUGUAUUUCCACGCAAACCAAAUAUUUGUAGCAUAUUACAAAGAUAAAUAUGAUUUGCUAAAUGUAGCCUACACAGCCAAUAUGUCCGCUAUAGGCUACCUCUACGUCUUUUAAUUAUUAUUCAUUUGACAGGUUACCCGGUUUAUGUUGAAAUACGUGAUUUGUUAUUCUGUUGGUCUUUACUGAAGAGGAUCUAGAUGCAGAGACAACCAGCAUCGUCCAUUAUACCAUAGGCUACUUUUUCUAAACUUUUCCUUCCGCAAGUUUUACAUGCUGUUGGAUCCGGAGGAUUUUUUUGGCCCGUUUAUUGAUUUUUCGCCUGUUUAGCCAUAAUCCCUUCAGUAGACUACCUACAUGUAUGCUAGUUUGAAAGAUUAAUGUCUAGAUUUGUAUUAUUGUAAAUACAGGGCCUAUAUUACAGAUUUUGCAUUCCCUUUUUUGAAUAAAUUACAAAUUGGAUUGCUGAUAUUUAUGCACUGUGUUUACAUUUAUCUUCUGUAAAUUAUUGUAUAUUUUAUAUGUAUAUACAAAUUAGAAAAAUAAACUUUUCAUAAAAAAAUA
Carassius gibelio (silver crucian carp) is the source of this 2154-nucleotide messenger RNA. Its product is annotated as homeobox protein MSH-C-like. The record is from RefSeq and is a predicted model, not a curated record. Gene Ontology annotation, molecular function: RNA polymerase II transcription regulatory region sequence-specific DNA binding; DNA-binding transcription factor activity, RNA polymerase II-specific. Lineage: Eukaryota; Metazoa; Chordata; Actinopteri; Cypriniformes; Cyprinidae. The transcript is spliced from 2 exons. The coding region runs from base 163 to 987 and encodes 274 amino acids. Gene Ontology annotation, cellular component: nucleus. Gene Ontology annotation, biological process: embryonic morphogenesis; regulation of transcription by RNA polymerase II.